Messenger RNA from Letharia columbiana, 1251 nucleotides. RefSeq lists its product as uncharacterized. Gene Ontology annotation, molecular function: acyltransferase activity, transferring groups other than amino-acyl groups. NCBI's taxonomy places the organism in Eukaryota, Fungi, Ascomycota, Lecanoromycetes, Lecanorales, Parmeliaceae. The record is from RefSeq and is a predicted model, not a curated record. Gene Ontology annotation, biological process: polysaccharide biosynthetic process. Bases 1 to 1251 code for a protein of 416 amino acids. The transcript has a single exon. Gene Ontology annotation, cellular component: membrane.
AUGGACUUCUUCAAGCGCACUCUAACUUCUUCCUUGCACCCGUCUGCUACAGAUGAGGACUUGGAAACUCUACUCAAGGCCGAGGAUGGGGGAACCUCUUUCUCCACCAAAUAUGGUCUCCCAACCACAGCAAGCAGAUUCAUUAAGAAAAUCCUUCUGGCAAUCCUUCCCAACCCAAUACAACGUCGCCUCGCACCCCAUUUCUAUAAACCCUCACGAAUUCAUUCGACCUCAUAUCUCGAUGGGCUCCGCGGUAUGUGCAUGUCGCAUUUCAUUUUUCUAACCUGUGCUACAAUCCAAGAUGUAAGACACGUGUUUGUCGUCAAAUGCCGGAGUUACGUCUUUUCAAAACUCAGAUCCUUGCGCCGCAAGAAAAAGACUGACUCGGACAUCUUCACAGGUAUCGCGUCUUUCAUCGUCUUUGUUCACCACUUUACAAAUUGGGUGAAUCCAUAUCUGGCCUACUAUGGCGUGGAUAAUGAAAAACGGCCUUCCUCUCUCGUGCAAUUACCCUUUGUCCGAGUUAUUUACUCCGGCAGGCCCAUGGUCCAUGUCUUCUUCGUUAUAUCCGGCUUUGUUUUAUCUAGAAAGCCCCUUCGACUGGCCCGCGCUCACAAAUUCGAUGAGCUCCACAAGACUCUCUCAUCCUCGGUCUUCCGACGCAGUAUACGUCUCUACUUACCGGCAGCUUUCUCGACGUUCUUCGUCCUUUUGCUCAUCCGCGCCGGCUGGGCUCGGCAACCGGUCGACGGCGGGUUUCUAGCUCAAGUGGGAGACUGGACCAGUGCAAUGUUUGACAUGACAAAGCCGUGGCAGUGGGAUGUGAUCCAAAAUCUUCGAUACGACAUGCAUACGUGGACGCUUCCAGUCGAGAUGUCUAUGUCGAUGCUACUAUUCGUUACAAUAACCGGUCUUUCAAGGUGCAAAGUGCCGAUCAGACUUGGUAUGAUGAUAAUGGUCAUGCUGUACUGCUUCCAAAGCGGACGCUGGGCGGCCGUCGAAUUUCUAGGUGGUGCCUGGAUUGCUGAAGUCGACUUGAUACAAGAGGAACGUGCUAGUAAUGCGGGAAAUCUUCAAUCGACUACCCCUGUAGAGCAUCUCGACGGCGACCAGCUUAACCCAACCGAAAUUCCCAAAGCCGCUACGUGGAGCGGCCUCUGUUGGACCCUUCUCUGGUGGCUCCAACUCGCAAUCGCACUCUGGAUAUGCGGCUGGCCGAACCACGACGUAGAGAGAAAGCCCCGGGACUAG